AUAUGCAAAAUUAACUAGAAGCAUUUCAGCUUAUUGCAGUAUAUUAGUUAAAGGAUGAACUUCACAAGCAUCGCAAUAAUGUCUUUAUUUGGAGACAGCUUCAAAUUAAGCCAAAAAAACCCGGCAUAAAACAAUGUUUAAAGUUGACCAGAUUUUAAUCCAAACUAUUUAACUCGUAGAGAUAAUUGUAUGUUAAGAUGUGAUUCAUUAUUGACUUUAUAGAAAAACAAACUGUCGGUAAACGAUCGAUAUACGUUUCUCAAAAGCUUUUCCAUACAUGUAUCAUUUUUCUUGAUGAACAGAAUAUAUUUUAGUUUUUUCAGAAAUGUCCAUCUGUAUUCUUUUAAUGAGCAAUUUCAACUAAGAUUUAAGGUGUUCGACUUUGUACACAAAUAAUGCAGAAGAUUAGUACUUAUUGAAAAUUAACGUGAUUAAUUCUACAUAAUGAGUGCUGUAAAAUCUUAUUUACAUGUCUAAUUGAAUAUCAAUGAACUAAGUAUUAUGAAAAAGCAUUUUACAGUUAUAAAUCGAGUUCCUUGAUGAGACAGCAAAAUUGUAUAAUCUAUAUAUUCAGCAAAGGGCAAUUGAAGUUUUCCCGAUUGAUUUUUUUUUACACAAGAGAUCCACGUGCUCUAUCUGACAAUCACCUGAUGCUUGCUGAUUGAGAAAUGUAUCAUGGCCUUAUGAGGGACAAUGUUUAAAACAAACUGAAAUUCUACAGCAUGUGGUUAGAUUUUUCGCUUGUUCAUUACAAAUUUUCUCCAAAACACACACACACACAGCAUUAUAUAUUGUAGUUAUUUAAUUCAAUUUACAAGUGAAAGUUUGGGAAAGUUCUCAGUUGUUUCCACAGUGAAAUAAGUUUAAUGUACUGUCGAACUCACGAACAAAGUUCUUGCAUUUAUUACGUGGAUCAUGAGUGUGGUGAUUGACGCUAAUUUCAAUUACUGCAAUUUGAUGCUUGCACAACGUAAUUGUAACCGUUAUGAACGUUGACCAAUUUAUUGUAUUUUGAUUUGAACUAUGCACGCAACUUACAUAGAAUUAUCAGAAUAGUAUGACUAGUGGUUCUUAAUCUUUCGCUGGAUGCACCUCGUCGCCUUGCGUAAUGCGUACAAUAUCAAAGAUAUAGGGCUCACGGCGGGUGUGACCGUCGACAGGGGAUACUUAAUUCUCCUAGGCACCUGAUCACACCCCUGUUACACCCAGGGGUCCGUGUUUGCCCACCUCUCUGUUUUGCAUUGCUUAUAGGAAUUAUGAGAUUGAUCACUCUUCGUUAUCUUCGCCUUCCAUUCAUAAGAUGGCACCUCAAUACUUGGAAGAAGUGAGUAUGAUGUACUAACCCCAACGUUCCCUAAGAUCAGAAUAUUCAAUUAGACCAAGAUGUUGGAACAUCCACAUAUGGGAACAGGUCUUUGUAAUUUUAAUUGUUUAUCGGUAUGGUGUGGACCUUUCCUAGAAGCAUAGUCAGAAUCAAUUUUAAUCAUUUUAAUUUAAAUUAAUUAUUGGUGUUUUGAUCAUAUAGUUUUAACACUUUUUGUCAUAUUGCCAUCAACGUUUACUUUUAUUACUAUUAUAACAGGGGGUGCUUACUCCUCCUAGGGACCUGAUCCCACCCCUGGCGUGUCUAGGGAUCCGUGUUUGCCCAACUAUCUAUUUUGUAUUGCUAGCAGAAGUUAUGAAAUUGAUCACUGUUCGUUAUCUUCACCUUUUAUUAUAACAUGACAUUAUACAUUUAUUGUAUGAUAGUGAGGGAGAUAUGAAGAUUUAUUCACCCAAGAAAAAUCAUAUUUCUCGAGGGCAACGCCCGAGGGGAGUAUGAAUUUUUGUUGGUGAAUAAAUCUUCAUAUCUCCCGAACAUUCAUGCAAUGAAUUGUUUAUUAUACCGAAACAAAGCAAGACCACAAAAUUACAUUUGAGAUUGGAGUCAGCUCAUCUAUACAUUGUACAUGUAUGUAGCUGAGAUCAUCCUAACAGUAACACCGCGCCGUGAAUGUAUUAGAAGGUACAAACAGCGAAAUACAGUGAUAUGUAACCAGUUUUUGUAUUUCCAUUCUCCUUGAAUGCUGAUUUACUUGCUUGUUUUGUACCAACCCAAACCAGGCGAUUUAACUGUGUAUGAGAGACCCGCAUAUGUUGUGCCUUACGAGCUAUGGAAGUAGAAUGACUCGGACUUGUGACGUCACAAUACAUUUUGUCGUCUUUGACGUUGAAUUUGUGGAAAAUGUACGAGGCUGCCCAAGGGAUGAAAUAUGAUAGGGAGAUAUGAUGUCUGAGAGGGAGAUAUGAAGUUUUGUCAUCCCUGGCCGUGACUGUCUAGAUCAAUCAGAUUACGCGUUGCACAGAAUUCUCAUACUGAGGUAUAAUAAAUAACUUUAUUGUGUAAAACGCAAUAGAGUGAUUGUUCAUAACCAUAUAAGGCGCAAUAUGAAUAAAUUUUGUUAUUAAAAUGUAUAUGUGAAAGUUGCGGAAAAUUUUAAAAUUUUCUACGCGCUAGCCUUUGCAUUUAUAAUUUUGUAUGUGGGAUACUUUUAAUAUCAUUCUGCUUAGUUGAUUAUGUAAAUUAUCCACCAUAGACCCAUGCAAUAAAAUUACCUAGAUGUUUGCAAGUAUUUCGUUAUUUAUUCAUUUCAUUUGUAUUAAAAUAUAUUGGUCAUGGAGAAGUUUGUCAUUUCAAUGUGCAGGAAGAUAAGUGGUAUAUUUCAUUUGGACACUUACAUCGUGAUGCUUUAUCAUUAACUAGCAAUUACCAUUUCAAAACUAAACAGGCAUGUGUUAGAUAUGUUGAAUGCUGUAAUUAUGAUAUGUAUAAUUGUGAAUUAUGGAAAUAUAAAGGUACAAGCAACAUUGAGAAUUUAUGUAUUUCCGUUUCCUUGUGUCGCAAACUCAAGGAGUUAAAUUGCAACAUCACCGUUAAUCAUCACAUAUGACAGCCGAAAAUGGUGAUGAUUUGUAUCGGAGGGAGACUGAUGGUGUCUUUGUUCAUUACGUUUUCCCUACAGCUGGUUGGAGGAGAUGGUUCGUGGUGUGGUGGAUCUCUCAAAUGUUGCAGUGGUUUCAAAUGGGAUAGAAAUACUGAAAAAUGUAUCCCUUGUGAGGUUGGGUAUUAUGGGAUAGAUUGUGCAGAACCAUGUCCCUUCCCCUCCUAUGGAAAGGAAUGCCAGUUACUAUGCAACUGCUCUGAAGCUCAGUGUAAUCAUGAAACUGGAUGCCCAAAAGAUGGAAGUUUAGAGGGUAUUAUCAUGGAAGUGGUAACAACACCUGCUCCAAAGUCCAGGAUGACCCAUAAUAUCACCGUAUCACUAAGACAUGAUGUUAACAUAGGUUUUCCUUCACAAGACACUUCAUCCGUUGUAUCUACCACGCCAAACAUGCCUAAAGAAACUUCAAUUCAAAGUGACGCUGCAUCAAUGUGGAACAAUUUCAACGAGAAGAAAAAAGGUAUGGUUAUCAGCAUUACGACGCUAGGACUACUGUUUCUAAUCUUAACAGUCAUGUACAUCUGGGUGUCUCAUCGACUUCAUGUAGAAACAAAUAAUCGUAGGAAAGCUAAAGAAGAUUCAGAUGAAAAUUCUGCAGUAUGAAAAACGGGUAAUGUGUUAUAAAGUGCAUUGUAUCUGGAUAUUGUGUGUAAUGCCUCUAUUUGUUUUUAGCUAUGCUUUGUAAUUGACUUUUCAUGUUUCAUUUUUCAUAAUUUUAUAUGUAAACUGCGCCUUGCUGGUUGUCUUUCAAUUCAAAUAAUGACAUUAGGAAUAUAGAUACAUUUAUACGUUAGAAAAACCUGUCUAAUUUGUUUUAUGGUAAUACAAAACAAUGGUCAUAUG
Ostrea edulis (European flat oyster) is the source of this 3824-nucleotide messenger RNA. RefSeq names its product angiopoietin-1 receptor-like. The transcript has 5 exons. Lineage: Eukaryota; Metazoa; Mollusca; Bivalvia; Ostreida; Ostreidae. The record is from RefSeq and is a predicted model, not a curated record. Bases 2940 to 3584 code for a protein of 214 amino acids.